Messenger RNA from Diospyros lotus (date-plum), 696 nucleotides. RefSeq names its product agamous-like MADS-box protein AGL62. Gene Ontology annotation, molecular function: DNA-binding transcription factor activity, RNA polymerase II-specific; protein dimerization activity; RNA polymerase II cis-regulatory region sequence-specific DNA binding. Gene Ontology annotation, biological process: positive regulation of transcription by RNA polymerase II. Bases 1 to 696 code for a protein of 231 amino acids. The transcript has a single exon. The record is from RefSeq and is a predicted model, not a curated record. Lineage: Eukaryota; Viridiplantae; Streptophyta; Magnoliopsida; Ericales; Ebenaceae.
AUGGCCACAGCGAACACGAAGAAGAGAACCACCCAAGGCCGGCAGAAAAUCGAGAUCAAGAAGAUCGAAAGCUUGAGCAACCGGCAGGUCACCUUCUCCAAGCGACGUGUGGGUCUCUUCAACAAAGCCAGCGAGCUGUGUGUCCUGACUGGCGCACAGGUCGCCGUUAUCGUCAAAUCCCCCGGCAAGCGCAUCUUCGCCUUUGGCCACCCAUCUGUCGAUACCGUCCUUGAUCGCUACCUCAACGGAGGCGCCGCCGCAGCAGCAGGCGGCAACCUCCCUCCCCUGAAUGCGACUGUCUUCAACAGGCGCUACGAUGAAGUUGUGAGUGAGCUGGACAGAGAGAAGAAGAGAAGGGGAACAAUAGAAGAGUCCAACAGCAGGGAAAAGAAUAAUGGUGGGUUUUGGUGGGAUCGGCCGGUGGGUGAGAUAGAGUGGCCGGAGCUGGAGCAGUAUAUGUCGGCGUUGGAAGAGCUGAAGAAGAAAGUGGCCAUGAGAGCCGAUGAGAUGAUGCUGAUCAAAGGUGCUGCUUCUUUGCCUAAGUCGAUGUUUGCCAUGAAUCCUCCUAUGGCAAGUCCUCCUCCUCCUCCGCCUCCUCCUCAUGACAAUUUCUUCAACCAAGCAAUUACUCACGAGGCUGCUAAUCAUGAUUCGAAGUUGGGGUUUGACGACAAACUGUUUUGUGAUUAUUGCUGA